CGCUCUCGUUCUGUGUGCGUGUGUGUGUGUGUAUUCCUUGGAAAUGGCUCCCAUGUGGCGCAACGCUAAAUAAAACCAAAGGAGAGCUCUCCGCCACUUAAAAUAUCAUUUUUUGCAUACAAUCAACAUACGAAGUAUCUACAAGAUAGAAGUGUCUGUGUGUGCGUGCGGGAUCUGCUUUGAUUUGUGUGUGCUGAUAAACGGAUGAGGCACUGUCCGCCGCAACAAAUAAAAUACAAAUAUAUCCAACGAAAAACAACACAGAAAUACCCGCAUAAAGAUAUCAAACAGACAAUGUCAGACAAUCUUCAAGGCGACGCGACGUAUACUUAAUCUUUCAUCGUGUGGAGAGUGAAGGAAAAACCAUGAAUUGCCUGUGUCGGCCAUCGCGGAUUAUGUCCGUACGCAUUAAUUUGCUGGAUGAAACCGAGUUUAUACACGAGAUCAAGGAUGAUUUGCCGGGCCAGGCUCUGCUGGAUGUCGUCUUUGCCAGGCUCAAUUUAAUCGAGACCUCAUACUUCGGCAUACGUUAUAUCGACGAGGAGAAUCAAACGCACUGGCUGGACCCUGCCUCACGCAUCUCCCGUCAACUGAAACCCAAAUCGGAUCCAUACGACUUGUAUUUCGGUGUGAAGUUCUAUGCUGCCGAUCCGUGCAAGCUCCUGGAGGAAAUCACCAGAUACCAACUUUUUCUGCAAGUCAAACAGGAUGUACUUCAGGGACGACUGCCAGUGGCCUUUGAACUGGCCGCCGAGCUGGGUGCCUUUGUGAUCCAAUCCGAGCUGGGGGACUACGAUCAGCGACGCCACUCCAAGGGCUACGUCUCCGAGUUCCGGCUGCUGCCCAACCAAAGCAACGAGCUGGAGACGCGCGUCUCCGAGCUGCACCAGCAGCUCAAGGGCAUGUCCCCAUCCAGUGCCGAGCUGAACUAUCUGGACAAAGUCAAAUGGCAUGAUAUGUACGGCGUGGAUUUGCAUCCCGUUUUGGGCGAGGACAGCGUGGAGUACUUCCUGGGGCUCACGCCGAGCGGGAUUGUCGUGCUGCGCAACAAGACGACGGUGGCUCAUUACUAUUGGCCGCGCAUUGCCAAAGUUUAUUAUAAAGGACGCUAUUUUAUGCUCAGGAUAAGCGAUAAAAAUAAUGAGCUCAGCACUUACGGCUUCGAGACGCCUCGCAAAUCGGCGUGCAAACACUUGUGGAGAUGCUGCGUGGAGCACCAUGCGUUCUUCAGGCAGGUGCGCGUCGCCCCGCUGCCCAGCUCCCAGUCGCAUGCAACCGAUUUGUUCCAACUGGGAUCGCGCUUCAGGCACAGUCGCCCGGACAAGCAAACGGAGAAGGAUGCACUGGCCGCCGGACGAUCCCCGCCAGCCUUCACUCGCGUGCCCUCCAAGCGCCAGCCCAGACGCGUGAUUGAUGACUUUUUUAACAGCCACAAAGGAGGAGGCACCAACGGAGCAGGAGAAGGAGCCGGAGGUGGAGGUGGCGGAGCUCUUCUAGGCGGAGUCGUUGGCAACGGAGGAGUCGUCAGCGGUGCAGGAGGAGGCAUCAACAUGGGCAACAGGCCGCUGCCACAGCCAGGUCUGGGCAACAUCUCCAACAACUAUGACAGCCCCUACCGAUCCACGUAUAGCAUUCCCACCAGCCUGGGCAUCCGACCCUGCCACCAGCAGUCCCCCCAGCAGCAGCAGCAACAGAACAACAAUUCCAGCAGCUACAACAACAACAGCGGUGGCAACCUCCAGACACCUGACUCGCCGCGAAGCACGCGCAGUGCCCCAUGGCCCAGGUCGCAGCAAAGAUCGCUCUUCGGCCACAAUCCAUCGAGUCCGCGGUCCGUGAGAUCGGCCAGCACGGCGCAUCAUCACCACCAUCAUGGGCACCACAGCCAUGGCCAUGGCACCAGCCACCAUCCCCACCAGCAGUCGUCCUCGUCGUCGCACCACCAGCGACAGCAGCGGGCCAGCUCCUCAUCCGCCUCGCAUCAGCAGCAGCGCUACAGGUCCAGCUCUGUGGAGAGUCACUCCUCGAAUGAUUCCAGAUCCACAAGAAGACACAAGCAUCGCCAUCGUCGCACCUCCGACAAUGAGAGUGAACUCUCGCGAGGCUCAGGUCGUUCGGGGCGAUCGGGUCGCUCGCAUCAUCGCAAGCACCGCCGCUCGCACAGGCAUCGACGGGACUCGGCCGGCGGCUCUGAUCAUGACAGCACCCGGGGACGCAGUUACUCCGGACAUCGCAGCUCCUCGAUGAGGAGUGGAAGUGCCGAGCUUAUCGACUCCACGACGCAGUGGCGAGAGGUGCAAAGACGACAGGCGGAGGCCAGCCUUGGCCAGAGCUCCGUCCAGCAGGCGGCAGUCUCCAAGAGCAGCAUGGUGGCCCGCAGUCUGCACAGCAACGACAGCCACUCGGACACGCACUCGCACCACAAAUCAAGGAGGCAUCGCAAGAACAAAUCUCCUUCGGAGUCGCGCAGUCGCAUGUGGAACAGCGAGCUGGCCAAGCAUCUGCAGUUCGAUCUAGUGGACACCGAGGGCAUGUCGGAGCAGCAGCUACGGGAGAUCCCCUACACAGUGGUGGAGACCACCUCAAAGCGAUCCAACUCCAAUCUGAAGAUCCACAAGAGCAACAGCAAGAGCAGCGUGGGGGCCAAGAGCACGGGCUCAGGCAACACCAUAACCAAUGGCAGUGGCUCCGCCAGUGCCGGUCAGGCGAGGAUUCGCGUAGAUCGCAUCAGAGGGCUCUAUUACCAAAGUUCGCAUCCGCAUGAGGGUAACGGCGGUGGCGCCGGCGCGGGAGGAAAUGCUCCCAAGAACGGAUCCAUACGAUCGGCCAGCACGAUAUCAUCCCGAGAAUGUGAACGCAAUAAUGGACUGGUUAGAAUGAUGUCUAGCAUGAGCAUGGGUGACUUCAUCUCGCCCACUGGUUCGAAUCUGAGUCCAUUGGAGAACUCCGCUCUGCGUGUCUCACAUGAGCACACGGAUUCGGGUCUAGGUGCCGAUCAGGAUUAUGCCUACUCUUCAGAAAGGUCCAGUGACAGCACACGCUAUGGCACCAACAAAUCAUCGGGGGCCUCGAGCGGAUCCCAUCGAAAGUCGGGCGGCAGCGCCGGAGGCGGCACGAAUGGCGGCUACAACAGCCUCAUGCAACAGACUGUGAGUAAUCAACAGCAGCAGCAGCGCUCGCUGUUCGCCCAACAGCAGCGGCAACAGCAGCAGCAGCAACAGCAGAAGACCAAUUACAAAUACGCCUCCUCCUCAUCGACCACUAAUCCCACAAGCGGCGGUGCGGGCGGCCUGGCGCCGGUCCACAGUGCAUCCUCUUCCUCGGGCCAUGGUCACACGACUCCCAAUACCAAUCCCAAUUCCAAUUCCAACCCCAAUCCACAAACAAACGCAACUAACCCGAUGCAGUCGCCGGCGGCUGGCCACGCCAAUCGCCUGCUCCACUACACGACCUUUGAGAACAACCAGUACAAGUUCAGCCUGAACAAUGCCCUGGCCAGGGGCUCGGGAAUGGGAUCGGGAUCGAUGGCAGGUGCCGGCGUGGCCACCGGCGGCGGCAGCAGCAGCAAUCUCAUGGUAUCAACUGGUGGCGGAGGUGCUGGUGGGGGUGGUGGUGCUUUCAGCAGGCAACGCAGCUUCGUGGAGUGGCCCAGCAAUCCGGCGGCCCCGUACUACUAUCAGGGACCCUCGACGAGUGCGGCGCAGGUGAAGAGGCGCGACGCAAAGUCGGACAUUGGGGUCCCCACGCGACGUCUCUCCGGCCAGAGCAUAACCAAGACCCAGCUCCUGACGGGCGGGGGCGGCGGCGGCCAGUUGGCCAAUGCCAGCUGCUAUCCGCUGCACUACGCCAGCAGCAGCGUGACCAGCUCUGGGCAUAGCCGUCCCCCGGGUCAGCGCUCUGGUCAGGCCACAGCAUCGGGCCGCUAUGGGAUGCAGCCGGCCAAGUCGGAUCUCUUCUUGUCCUACAUCCAUGGGGCGGAGUACGAGCGGCCCUACAUCUACAACUAUAAGAUGCCGCAAAUGCCAGCCGGGUCGGGGCCGGGCGCUGGUUCUGGUUCUGGAGCUGCGGCUGGUGCUGGUGGUGUUCCUGGGGGAUCGCCCAAGCAGCAGCCCACCGCAUAUCACAUCUCUGGCUCCCAGACAGCCGAUCCGCCGCCACCGCCACCGCCUCUGUACGGCGGUUCGGCGCCCGCCAACGAUGUCAUGUACUAUCAGUUUGACAAAGGAGCCGCUCCGUCAACGUCAACGCCGCCCAUUGUACAGCAGCCGCAGUCGAUGCAGUCGAUGCAAUCGAUGGCAUCGAGGCAGCCAUCGUCUUCGUCGUCGUCGGUGGCUGCCGGUCCAUUAGUCUAUCUGCAACAUGGACAGAAUGUUGCCCCAUCGAAUGUCACCUCCACGCAGCAAACUAGCGCAAUUCCAAAGCCCGCCACCGCCCACAACAACGUUCCUGCCCUGGCAGUAGGACCCGGCGGCAGCUCCUCGAAUCCGCCGCCCACGGCCUUCUGCAAACUUUGGUUGCAGCAACAGGAAAAGCAGCAACAGCAACAGCAGCAGCAGCAACAACUCUAUGAGCAGGAGCAGCAGGCAUGGCUCUAGGAAAGAAUAAACUACAUCCACAACACGCACAACAUGUAAGUGGAAAGUUAAAUGGAAACUACAUGCGGGCUCUUGCACAAAAGUGUGCUACGGAGAAGCAGGAGCAGCACCACCAGGAGGCAGCAGCAGCCAACAACCAGCAGGCAACAAUAAACAACAUUUAAAAGCCGCCGGGGCCAAAGUUGGGGCCAAAAGUUGGGCAGAGACUCUUGUCGUUUGCAAAUUAAGUGCACAUUAUGCCAACAUGUAAAUAGAUAAUGUAGUUCUAUAUAUAUAUAUGCAACUCUAUGUGUGUAUGUGUACAUAAGUUUUGAAAAUUUACAAAAAAAAAGAAAGAAUAAAAAAAGUUAAUCAGCUAAGCCAGGAAACACUCUAAAAACCCAAAAGGAACAGGAAAUAUGCAAUGGAAAAUAAAGAGAAACGAAAAACAAAGUUAGCUUAAGAUGCGAAUAAUCAAAAAGCCAAAAAAGCAAAUGUAUCUCACAGAUAAACAACAGCAAAAGGGGGGCGGGCAGGGGAGGGGAGGGGCUGGUCUGGCAUAAAAGCAAAAAUAAAUUGUGCGUUAAUGAUAAGCGGGGCACAUUUCAGCGGCAUAAAAUUUAUUAAAAUAUGCGCACGAGCCAGACAACAGGCGAUGGAACGACGGCCUAAGGAAUCUUUGGGGCCAGCCCCCCCCCCCAACAUGUAUUUAUGCUUGCCAGGCGCACACACACACACAACACACACACAAAGAUAAGCAAGGAGAGAGAUAGAGAGGGAGAUACAUGGAAAGCGACUUUGCCCGGAAAUCGUUAGCGAUAAAUAUAAAAUUUUAUUGUUCUCCUUGUAUCUGUAUCUGUGUGUGCGUGGGAGUUUGUAGGGUGUAUGCGUGUGUGGGUGUGUGCUCCUGCAAGUAAAUUAAAUAUACGUUUUUAUUAACUACUAAGAACCAAUUUGAUACGCAUUUAAAUAAUGCCUCUUACACAAGAGCCCACACACACACACACCCACACACCGACACACAGAAAAAAUUAUGUAAAAUUUAAUUUUACUGCAUUUGAAGAGGAGAGUAGGAGGAGUAGCAGCAGAAGCAAAAGCCAAAUAAAUGUAAUAGCCUAUGUAUGUAAUUUAAAUAAUAAUAAAAUAUUCGAAUACUAUGUAUGCAACACGAAAAAGAUACUUUAGUUGUAGAUCUACCUACUCGUAUGUGUAUUGUAUGGUUAUGUGGCUAUUGCCCCCGAAAACUACUUACUUACUUAUGCCAACAACGUCCAAUAAUUUCAAUAAUAUUUGUGUAAGCGUAACGCCGGAAGGAUGGAAGGGUGGAAGGGAGAACUUUUGACCAUAUAUGUAUUUAUAUACACUUUAAGCCCAAUUUAGUUUAGUUUAAUCAUUUGGCAGCUAAUUUAAGUGCUCAACCUUUCUGUGAAUGUGAAUGUGAAUGGAAAUGUCUGCUCUGUCUAUCUGUCCGUCCGUCAUGCACUCUCCGUGUAAAUAUCAAACAAACUGAAUGACCCUUUACUGUCCCCACUUGAACUCUGCUGUCCUGUCCUGUCGUGUCCCUCAAACAGAACACACAAAUCAAAUGAAAUAUAAUAAAACUACAGAUUAUGAUCGGAUUAGAGUUACGAAUAUGGAAUGCAUAUGAAAAAUAUUAUCGAUUAAAAAAACCUUAUACACAAAAAUCUAUUUCAUAUUGGUGUAAACGUAAACAAAUAAAUACGAUUAAAUGUCUCUAACAAGA
Drosophila pseudoobscura is the source of this 6318-nucleotide messenger RNA. Its product is annotated as band 4.1-like protein 4. Gene Ontology annotation, cellular component: cytoskeleton. The transcript has 17 exons. The record is from RefSeq and is a predicted model, not a curated record. Lineage: Eukaryota; Metazoa; Arthropoda; Insecta; Diptera; Drosophilidae. The coding region runs from base 366 to 4595 and encodes 1409 amino acids.